GCCACCGUCAAAUUGGUGAUACCUAUAAGGCAGCAACAUUCCCGUGAUAUAAUCUCACCACACCCAUCUCACCUCACCACCAAUUCAUCUCACCCACGCCAACGAAACCCACUGGGGAAAAUAAGAACCUACAACAAAACCAUCAAAUUGCGGAUCAACAUGUCCAGCAAAAUAGCAUCAACCACCCUCUCCACCCCAACCACAACCUCCUCCCCCAACAUCACCCGCUCAACCAUAACAACCUGCACCUUCCAGUCCCUCAGCUCAUCCGACCGCAUCCACCGCAGCGACCUCUCCACCGUGGACCUAACCAACCCACCACCACCCCUCGACCCAAAAGACAAAGACAAGGCGAAGAAAUCGAAGAAACCGCCCGCUGUGACCGUCUCCCGCACCAAAGCAUCCAACUCCACGCUUACCCGCUCCUCCGCCCGCCGCUGCACCCUUGCUGACAGCGAGCUGGUCGACGUCCCUGCGGCCCGGUCCGUCGUCGCGGACAGCUCCACCCUGCGCGACGUGCCAUCUAUUCGGCGCACUAGUGCUGAGAAGAGUCUCGUUGAGAAGAGCUCGCUUGCGAGGUGCGGGGUGAAGGACUCGACUGUGUCGGAGAGUGUGGUCUGCAGGAGCACGCUGGAUAAAGUGCGUCUUUUGCGCUGUAAGGUCAAACGCACGACGUUGGUGGAGUGCGAUGUUGAGGAUUGUGAGAUCUUUCGAACGGAGUUUAAGGGCAUGCGCUUGAGGAAUGGCGUGUGGAAGAAGGGGAGGCUGAUUGGGAAGGUCGCGGAGGGGGAGGUUAUUGCUAUUGGUGUGCAUGGGGAGAAACUCGAUAUACCCAGCGACAUUCCCCUCGCGACAGACCCCAAAGUCCAGGCCAUGAUCAAGGAAGAGCCUGGCAGUACCACUGAAGAAGAUCCCUCAGACGAGGACAGUGUGGAUUUGGCACCGCCACCGUACUCUUCGUCGAUGGCGCCGGAUGGCUUCAUCAUGGGCGACCGCAAGGUGCAGCACUAGUGGUGAUGUUUACAAAAAAAUGAUUGUUCAACUUACGAUUUAUGAUGUUUGUUGUUUGGAGUCAUACUGCUGAUCAGCUCCACUUUUUUUUCUAUUUUCACUUGUACAUAAUUAUUCAUCAUC
Molecule: messenger RNA, 1134 nt
Organism: Aspergillus campestris IBT 28561
Lineage: Eukaryota; Fungi; Ascomycota; Eurotiomycetes; Eurotiales; Aspergillaceae
Exons: 2
Coding region: 160-1011 (283 amino acids)
Source: RefSeq, a predicted model, not a curated record